Molecule: messenger RNA, 1757 nt
Organism: Phodopus roborovskii (desert hamster)
Lineage: Eukaryota; Metazoa; Chordata; Mammalia; Rodentia; Cricetidae
Gene: Ptov1
Product: PTOV1 extended AT-hook containing adaptor protein
Exons: 12
Coding region: 175-1425 (416 amino acids)
Biological process (GO): positive regulation of transcription by RNA polymerase II
Cellular component (GO): transcription regulator complex
Source: RefSeq, a predicted model, not a curated record
CGUUGGUUGCAGCCGGGCUCCCCCGCUCGCCGCAGUGGUUCGGCCGCGGCGACCCCUCAGCGGCGCGUCCCCCGCUGCCGCGGUCCCGCUCCGCGUCUUCCCGGAGCCGCGAUCCCGCGCCUGUCGGUCGGCGGAGCCCUAGCCCCCCGCGAGGCCCGCGGCCUCCCGCUCGCCAUGGUCCGCCCGCGCCGCGCCCCGCACCGCUCCGGUGCCGGGGGCCCCCUCGGAGGUCGCGGCCGGCCGCCGCGGCCCCUGGUCGUGCGCGCUGUGCGCUCACGGUCCUGGCCCGCUGGCCCUCGAGGCCCGCAGCCCCCGCGGAUCCGGGCCCGCUCGGCCCCUCCCAUGGAAGGAGCUCGAGUUUUUGGGGCCCUCGGGCCCAUCGGGCCCUCCUCACCCGGGCUGACUCUUGGGGGACUUGCAGUGAAUGAGCACCGGCUCAGCAACAAGCUGCUGGCCUGGAGUGGCGUGCUGGAGUGGCAGGAGAAGCGGAGACCCUUCUCGGACUCCACAGCAAAGCUGAAGCGCACCCUGCCCUGCCAGGCCUACGUGAACCAGGGCGAGAACCUGGAGACGGACCAGUGGCCCCAGAAGCUGAUCAUGCAGCUCAUCCCACAGCAGCUGCUGACCACCCUGGGCCCCCUGUUCCGAAACUCUCAACUGGCUCAAUUCCACUUCACCAACAGAGACUGUGACUCGCUCAAGGGCCUCUGCCGCAUCAUGGGCAACGGCUUCGCGGGCUGCAUGCUCUUCCCCCACAUUUCCCCGUGUGAGGUGCGCGUGCUCAUGCUCCUGUACUCCUCUAAGAAGAAGAUCUUCAUGGGCCUCAUCCCCUAUGACCAGAGUGGCUUUGUCAAUGCCAUACGGCAGGUCAUCACCACCCGCAAACAGGCUGUGGGCCCUGGAGGCGUGCACUCUGGACCCGUUCAGAUUGUCAACAACAAAUUCUUGGCAUGGAGUGGUGUCAUGGAAUGGCAGGAGCCCAGGCCUGAGCCCAAUAGCCGGUCCAAGCGAUGGCUGCCAUCCCACGUCUACGUGAACCAAGGGGAGAUCCUGAGGACAGACCAGUGGCCGAGGAGGCUCUUCAUGCAGCUCAUCCCACAGCAGUUGCUGACCACCCUGGUGCCACUGUUCCGGAACUCACGCCUGGUGCAGUUCCACUUCACGAAGGACAUGGAGACUCUCAAGAGCCUGUGCCGGGUCAUGGACAAUGGCUUCGCGGGCUGCGUGCACUUCUCCUAUAAGGCCUCCUGCGAGGUGCGCGUGCUCAUGCUCCUGUACUCCUCGGAGAAGAAGAUCUUCAUCGGCCUCAUCCCGCAUGACCAGAGCAACUUUGUCAACGGCAUCCGCCGCGUCAUUGCCAACCAGCAGCAGGUCCUACAGAGAAGCCUGGAGCAGGAGCAGCAGCAGCGAGGGAUGGGUGGCUAGCGGACUCCCAGGCUGGGCAGGCCACAGUCCCAGACGAGGCCCAGCGGAGACUGGUGAGCAGCAUUUCUUUCCGGAAGCAGCGGGGUGGCCCUGACAUGAGGCACUGCCUUCUGGGACCUGUGUCCCUGGCAAGGUAUGGGUGCCAGGGCCUUAGGGGUAGGGUGCAGUCUCACCAGUAGAAGCCACCCCCUUCUACUGCCUCCCAGGUCAGAUGCUUCUGAGCAGGGGCUCCUGGGGACUGUACCUGCCCAGCAACCUGGAGAACAGCGUCCUGAGGUCUCUAAGGAUGGUCCUUGCCCUUGUAUGUUUCCCUAAUAAAGCCUUUAAGCCCA